AUGCAAGAUGUGACAGUUAAAGAAUUGAAUAAAUGGAUCUUCCAGGAGGAGUUGAGAUGGUUGCAUGGGUUUCCUGUGGAGACCAGCAAGGUGGAGAGUGAUGAUGUGCUGGAAAACCUGGCUAAAGAAAUUCUUACAAAAGAAUCAAACGUGCAAGAGGUACGUUGCCCUGUCACCGUCUGUGGGGAUGUCCACGGUCAAUUCCAUGAUCUUAUGGAACUCUUUAGAAUUGGUGGGAAAUCGCCAGACACAAAUUACCUGUUCAUGGGAGACUACGUGGACAGAGGCUAUUACUCGGUGGAAACGGUGACUCUUCUAGUAGCGUUGAAGGUGCGUUACCCAGAGCGCAUUACAAUACUGAGGGGCAAUCACGAAAGCAGACAAAUUACACAAGUGUACGGCUUCUAUGACGAAUGUCUGCGAAAGUACGGCAACGCCAAUGUCUGGAAGUAUUUCACAGAUCUGUUUGACUAUCUUCCACUUACAGCUCUAGUAGACGGCCAGAUAUUCUGUCUCCAUGGCGGCCUCUCUCCAUCCAUAGAUACACUGGAUCAUAUCAGGGCUCUGGACCGCCUGCAGGAAGUUCCACACGAGGGUCCGAUGUGUGAUCUGUUAUGGUCGGAUCCGGAUGAUCGUGGCGGCUGGGGAAUAUCUCCACGUGGUGCUGGCUACACGUUUGGGCAAGAUAUUUCCGAAACAUUUAACCAUGCCAAUGGUCUUACACUGGUCUCCCGCGCUCACCAACUUGUCAUGGAGGGUUAUAACUGGUGCCACGACCGAAAUGUGGUUACCAUUUUCAGCGCACCCAAUUACUGCUAUCGCUGUGGGAACCAGGCUGCUAUCAUGGAACUAGAUGACACUUUAAAAUAUUCCUUCCUUCAGUUUGACCCAGCACCUCGUCGUGGAGAGCCUCAUGUUACCCGCCGUACCCCAGACUAUUUCCUAUAAACCUCUCCUAACCUUUGUAGAAAGAAGUACACCUGGCAUUUUAAAAGAGCAACAAUAUUUACACGUUUCUGUAAGAAAUCGGGGUUCGUCUCAACUUUAAAAUCCCCAUCAUGGACCAAAACGUGCCAUACAGAGGACGAAGAGUGUUGAGCACAACUUGAGACUGAAUUCCUUACAACACUACGUAUAUAUCCUAUACCCACCAGUCCAACAGUCAGUUUGCCUGCUGUAUUCGUAGUCAUUGUUUUUUCUUCCGGACUGUUCAGAGAGGAAAAAGUAACUCUAAUAACACUUCCAUCUCCUUUGGCGCUUCUUUGUAAAUUUUUAGUUCUAGUGUUUAAUGGGCAUGAAGUAGAGUUUGGAGUUUAUUCCCAAGGGAAAUGCACACUAACUGCUUCCCCCACCGCUCUUUUAUUUUAUUCAAAAGACCUGAUCGACUUAACUGGAGAACAAAAGCGAUUCCUGCUUGGGAGUACGGUGUCAUAACCCAGAUUAAAAAAAAAGCGUUCCCUUUUUAGCUCGAUUCCCCUUCUGUCUUGCUCCUGCCUUUUGUUUUUUGUGUUUUUUUUUUUUUUUUAAGUUUUUGUUGGUUUCCCCCCUCUCCCCUCUGUAUAUUUCUCCCGGAGCCGCUUGCACCCCCUCCUCGCUGUACCCCCACCAAUAAAUUGCCGUUGUCAGCCCCA
Messenger RNA from Pterocles gutturalis (yellow-throated sandgrouse), 1631 nucleotides. Its product is annotated as serine/threonine-protein phosphatase 2A catalytic subunit beta isoform-like. The transcript has 9 exons. The coding region runs from base 1 to 948 and encodes 315 amino acids. Lineage: Eukaryota; Metazoa; Chordata; Aves; Pterocliformes; Pteroclidae. The record is from RefSeq and is a predicted model, not a curated record. Gene Ontology annotation, molecular function: protein serine/threonine phosphatase activity. Gene Ontology annotation, cellular component: cytosol. Gene Ontology annotation, biological process: peptidyl-serine dephosphorylation; mitotic cell cycle.